AACUUAAGUCAUAAAAAAACACAAUAUUUGGGAUUCAUCUGCACAAAAUGGACACUACAGUGAGUGAUGAUUGAGUGUGACAGCACCCGGCCAGUGAUUUGGAUGGUUAUAUCUUGGCCGCAUUAGUUAUAUGACAACACGUGGCCCUUUAGAAAUAUCUGAACCCUGAAGUGCUUUGUUCUAUGGUCCAAGUCAUUUGUUUUAAGCCUACUGAAACAGGUACCAAGAAUGUCAAUUAUAUGCGUAUAAAUCUUUUAUAAUGCAUUUCUAGGUGCAUAAUACCAGAUAAAUAAUCUAUCACAAACUCAUCAAACAUCUUGAUAAUAUUUCUUAAGAUAUAACAGCUGCAUAUCUAUCAGAGUCCGUCCUGACAUUUUAGAGGCCUAGGGGACACAGUGCUAGCUAGGAAGAACAUAUUGGUAUAGAAUUACUUAAACUAACAGCUUGCAACUUGUCUCUUCUUGCACGCACUUUGACAGCUAGAUAGUUCUUAGAUGAUAUUUAAAUCUGAAUUUUCAAGUUAUAUCACUCACAUGAUCAUGUAUUUUUAAUUGAGUCCAUCUCUACUACAAGGGUUUUCAGAGAACAAAAAAGCUAGAUGGAUAACUAAUUGUUUACUUUAUAUAAAAAUAAUAAUUUAAAAUACUGUUGGCGCUAAUACUCAUCAUGCAACUAAAGUAAGGGACUAAUUUUUCAUUUCUAAUUAAACUGUAACUAUAAAAUAAAAUAUAAGUUAAAAAUAUAUUACCAGACCUAUUCAAAUUGAAACAGUUUUUGAUGUUGGAACUUAUAAGUUUAAUAGAUUUGGUUGAAACUCAAGGCUUGGAGGAAUUAAUUUCUGUAGGAUAUCUUAUUCUUAGGUAUUCUGUUCAUGUGCUGUCCAUUCUAGAACUCCUUAUAAAUCUGAAACAGAUUACGGCAAAACUAUUCUACCAAAAGAAACCGCGCCAGUUCUACAUAACUCAUAUUCUAUAAUUUGUUAAACCAACGAAAAGUUUCUUAUUAGGAGAAACGGAUGUCAAUUAAAGUUCUCUCUAAUGAUGUCCAUAAACAGAUGUUUAUGAGAAUUUCACAAAAAUUUAAGCCAGCUGAUUAUUUUGUGAAUUCAUUUUUUAUUAGGUUUGUAUUUAGUGUCGGAGUAGCUGUUGAUUGAUUUUUAUAGCUCACUGGUAUAAGAUAAAAUGUUAGUAAUAAUACUAUAAUUGAUGAGUGAGUUGUACCUUGUUAAUUUAGACAGGAAUGCCAGAACAUGUCCCUGCAUAUAAUCUAGUGUUUGUACUUUUUCUCUUGAUCCGACUCCAUCUGCCGCCUGCCCCUGUCUUAUAGUCUAACUCCAAGUUUAUGUCUAUGUGUAUGCUUCAGCACUUCACCAUAUAAGGAUAAAUCAUAUCAUUGAUCAUCUUCUACGUAUUAGUCUUACUAGUAGUGGUUUUAGAUCUUCAUAGUUGAAUUUAUGGCUAACGCAAAUGAUGAUAAAACCCCAUCAUCUUCUGCUUCAACUUCACCUACUACUCUGUGGGACGUUUUCUUGAGUUUCAGAGGUAAAGAUACAAGGUAUACGUUUACUGAUCAUCUAUACAAAGCCUUAGUUCGGACUGGCAUUCAAACGUUCAAGGAUAAUUCUGAGCUACGUAGUGGAGAAGUACUCUCAAACUCAUUGAUCCAAGCUAUUCAGAAUUCCAAGACUUAUAUUGUUGUUCUCUCGGAAAACUAUGCUUCUUCACCAUGGUGCCUAUACGAACUCGUAGAGAUCCUCACUUGUUAUAAGAGAAUGAAAAGGUUAGUUAUUCCUGUGUUUUACUACAUUGAUCCAUCCGUUGUUCGGCACCAAAUUCCGUGUUUUAAAGAAAUUAUUGAAAAACAUCAAAGUCGUUUUGAUGCGGAGAAAGUGAACCAAUGGUGCCUUGCACUAACCGCAGUUGCUGACUUUUCAGGAUACCAGAUAUCUAAAAGCAGGUCACAAGCUGAUAUUAUUGAUGAAAUUGUUGAUAGGGUUUUAUCUGAAACAAAUCCCAUAACUUUAAAUGUCGCCAAAUAUCCAGUUGGGUUGGAUACCCGUGUUGCAGGUGUAACAGCAUUCUUUAACAGCGAAACAGAGGGUGUCACUAGAAUUGGUAUACACGGCAUGGGGGGAAUUGGCAAAACAACUCUUGCCAAAGCUGUCUAUAACCAAAACUAUCGCCGCUUUCAGGGCAGCAGCUUCCUAGCAAAUGUCAGGGAGGUUUCAAGAACGAAAGGCCUGGUAUGUUUACAACAGCAACUUAUUGCCGAUAUUCUUAAAUGUGACAACAUUAAUGUUGGAAAUAUUGACCAUGGAAUUGAGUUGAUUAGAGCUAGAAUUUGUCCGAAAAAAGUCCUUAUUGUUAUUGAUGAUUUGGAUGACCCAAAACCUUUGGAAUAUUUAGAAGGAUCAUUUGCUUUGGGGAGCGUGGUCAUUAUAACAACAAGAAAUGAAGAUUUACUAGAUAGAAUUGAAGUAAAAGCAAAAUAUAAGGUAAAUAAAAUGGAUAAAGAUGAGUCACAACAACUUUUUACCCAACAUGCAUUCAGAGAUGGUGAAAUAUCCGACAAGCUCAUGGAAUUGUCCAAAGUAAUUCUUGAGCGUGCUGGAGGGCUUCCGUUAGCUCUACAGGUUUUUGGCUCAAACUUGCUCAACCAAACAGAGGAAGGGUGGAGAUGGUUCAUCGACAAGCUGAAUCGAGUUCCUAUUGACGAUGUUGAGAAAAACCUUAUGAUUAGCUUUGAUGCACUGAAAUCAGUUGAUCCUAUUCUGCAAGAUAUUUUUCUAGAUAUUGCUUGUUUUUACAUUGGAUGGAGGAAAAAGAAGGUUGCUAAAAUAAUGAAAACUUGUUAUGUGUUUGUCAAUCAUAAUAUUGACAUUUUGAAGAAAAGAUGUCUGAUAACGAUCAGUGAUAAAGAUGAGUUGGGGAUGCAUGAUCUGCUACAUGACAUGGGAAUUGGAAUUGCACGUAAUAACUCUCCUGAUGAACCGGGUAAACAUAGUCGAUUGUGGGUCUUACAAGAUAUAUACAGCAUGCUGAAGCUGCAUAAGGGGACAGAAGUCAUUCAAGGAAUCAUCUCGAGCAACUAUCACCAUGCAAAUGCACUUGAUGAGGGAGUAUCAUUUGAUGCACAAACAUUCAGAAGGAUGAGUAAAUUACGAUUUCUUUUCCUCAAUAAAGUAAAUCUCACUGGAAGUUUUGAACAUAUAUUUACAGAUUUGAGGUGGUUCUGUUGGAAGUAUUUUCCUUUAAAAUGUUUACCUGCUGAAUUUUAUGCCCAAAAACUGGUUACCCUUGAGUUGCCUGAUAGCGAAAUGAUAGCAAUGUGGGACCUCAACGUGGUUCCACAAGUUUUUGAAAAUUUAACGACUCUAAACAUGUCGCAUUCGCCAAAUUUAACCAUGACACCAGACUUCACUAGAUUACCCUGUCUUGAAACUUUAAAUCUUAGGGGUUGCAGUAGUUUGGAGGAGGUCCACAUAUCAAUUGGAAGUUUGGGGAGGCUUGUUUCCCUAGAUUUAAAGCAUUGUGGUAAACUAAGAAGUCUUCCUGACUGUAUUUGUAGCUUGAGAACUCUAGAAGUUCUUGAUAUUACUUGCUGCAUUAGUUUGGAUGCAUUGCCUAUAGAAUUGGGAAACAUUGGAUCCCUAAAAAAGCUUGAUGCAUCGGUGCUAAGUGUUUUAAAAUUACCAGAUUCCAUCGGGCAUCUAAGUAAUCUUGUCAGGUUGAGUAUAUAUCAAUGCAAGAACAUUUUAACUCUUCCAGACAGCUUAGGCAACCUGAGUUCAUUGGAAUAUCUAAAUAUCAGUUUUUGGGAGAAGCUAGAAGAAUUGCCGUAUAUACUGGGAAAAAUUACAAGCUUAAGACAACUACAUGCUGUAUGUGUUAAUAUGUUAAAGAUGCUUCCUGAUAUUAGUCAGCUCUUGAACCUAGAAGAGCUCGAUCUAAGAUCUUGUCAUCAUUUGUUGUCCAUAUCAGAACUUCCUCCUAAUCUGAAAAGGAUAGAGGCUAAAGGUUGUAGGUCUUUAAUAAGAUUACCGGACCUGUCCACUCUGAAACAAUUGCAGAGGUUGGACCUUGGAUAUUGUAAAGUUCUCACAGAUAUUCAAGGCUUGGAGGAACUCACUUCAUUAGCAUAUCUUAAUCUCACUAAAUGCGGAUCUAUGGAAAGAAUACCAAAUUUAUCUAACUUAAAACAGUUGGAGGAAUUGGAGCUUACUCAUUGUAAUGGUUUGACGGAGAUUAUAGGCUUGGAGGAACUCACUUCUUUACGAAAACUAUACUUGACAGGCUGCCAUGCAUCUCUUCUGGAAUACACUUUGACGAGGCAUUUUUUCCAGAUAUUCUCCGGAUUUGGGCAUAAGAUUGAAAUUUACAUUCCAUUGGCAGAGUAUCCGGACAAGAUUGAAUGGAUUGAAUGUGCCUCAGGAAUGUCAACAGAUUUGCUGGCGCUCGUCAUUUGCUUUUGUAGUUCAAAUGGUUAUAAUGUUAAUUGUUCAGUUAAGAAUAACACAAGUGGUUUUAUAUGGAGUGAUCGUCUUUAUAAUAGUGUUGGCAUUUUAUCAGUUGUAAUUGUUCCAAACUCAAUCUUGUCAAUCAAAGAUGGUGAUGAUAUUGAAGUAACAGUAGAUGAAGACAUAUCUUGUGGCCUUCAUCUACUCUACAAAACAGAAGCUACCAUUGUCAAGGUAAAGGAUAAGAAAAGAAGCAAUCCGUCGAACAAUGAUUUGGGAAGUAACAAGAACUGGUUAUCUCCUGGGAGCACCUCUGUCAAUAUAGAAGAAGGAAGAAGCUAUCCCUCGAUCAGUAAUUUGGAAAGUAGAAUGAAGUCGUUAUGUCUUGGCAGCAACACUGUGACUGUAGAAGAAGAAAGCAGCCGCCCUUCUAAACGCUUCAGGCAUUUGGAAUGAACAGAUCUGUUGGCUCUGAAUGAAUGAAGCUGUCCAUCCACCCUCCAGAAUAGCUCCUAAUGCAAAGUCUUUCCAAUUUGAAACAAUUUGCAACGAUUGGCGAGUAGCCGAGUAUGACAGUGCCUCUCUUAAUGUAGAAAAUGAGAAAUUCUAUGUGACAAGAACUGAUCACUCAAGAUAUGGAUGAUGAAAGAGCCAGUAGGAUAGAAAAUAAGAGCUGGAGGGUGAGGAGGACGACGAGGGAGGUGAAUGUUUCUUGGUGGAGAAUUAGGCGUUUGUGGAUGAUACAGAUGCCAAUGUGACACAAUUUAGGAAAGAUGCGGAGGUGAAAAAGAGAGGAACUUAUGUGCUUUUGACUGAUUUCCACGUUUCUUAGUUUCUGUUGAGUAUUUUUGAGUUCUGUGAGCCAAGAUUGUUUGAUCUUCAAGAAAUGCUAAACUACAUUUCUGGUGAUUGAUUGUAGAUUGGGAGAUGAAUAUUGAGCAAUUAUUCCCAUUUUGUGUAUUCAUUUACAUUGUUAUAUACCAUUUAUGCUGCUUGUUCUUGUUAUU
Daucus carota subsp. sativus is the source of this 5463-nucleotide messenger RNA. RefSeq names its product disease resistance protein RPV1. Gene Ontology annotation, biological process: signal transduction; defense response. Bases 1454 to 4912 code for a protein of 1152 amino acids. The record is from RefSeq and is a predicted model, not a curated record. NCBI's taxonomy places the organism in Eukaryota, Viridiplantae, Streptophyta, Magnoliopsida, Apiales, Apiaceae. The transcript has 6 exons. Gene Ontology annotation, molecular function: ADP binding; protein binding.